Molecule: messenger RNA, 2005 nt
Organism: Pristis pectinata (smalltooth sawfish)
Lineage: Eukaryota; Metazoa; Chordata; Chondrichthyes; Rhinopristiformes; Pristidae
Gene: bean1
Product: brain expressed, associated with NEDD4, 1
Exons: 6
Coding region: 289-1230 (313 amino acids)
Molecular function (GO): protein binding
Source: RefSeq, a predicted model, not a curated record
GUUGGAGAUACAGAUUAUUCGUGCAUUUGCAGCGGCGGUUAGCAGUGGGGAAUCUUUUGACAGCGAGACGCAGAGAGGGAGAUUACAAGCAAUGGCAACCUGGUCCAGCCGAGUAUCGGAAGGAUAAAAGGCCCUUUUAUAUAUAUAUAUAAAAAAUAAAACUCCCACCAUCUCUGCUCCGGCUGGCAUCCGAGUCGCCCACCAUUAGGGGAGGGGCAGGGACAAAGGAACAUUCACCUAAGUAGUUAUUUCGCCGGCAUAUGCAGUUUGAUGGGUUGAGACCGGCGCAUGGAGAUUAUCAGUUACCUAUACUCAGCCAGUCUGUUUUGCCUUCCUCUCAUCCUUGGGAGCUCCAUUCGGGUUGGCCUGGGAGGAAAUUACUCCAACCUCUAUGAACAAAACAUACUUCCCUGCAAGAAGGACGAGCGGCAAUGUGGAAAUGGCCUGUGUCUUCUCAACUGGCUGCGCUGUCACUACAGGAAGGACUGUGGCCGAGAGUACACCUCCAUCAAGUUAAUAUGUUCAAAGCUCCUGUCGAACCAGAGCGGAGGGAACCACGGGUAUCCGCACUACAACGAGAGCGGCAGUGAUGCCAACCUGCUGGUGUCGCCCUUGGUUGUGGCGGGCAUCGUGAUCGGACUGGUCCUCUUCCUGUCCUGCAUGACCAUCAUUGUCGGGAGCUUCAGGAAGGAUAGCCGCCUGAGGAACUCCAAUGUCAGGAUGGAAGCCAGUUACGCCCCAGAUGCCUUCUCAUUUGGAGGGUCCAUUGGAGAGCUUAGGUCGACUUGUAUCGAGGACUAUCCACCCAUCUUUGACUUUGAUUCCUACACUGAGACGCUCUCGCAGGUCAAUGUGAUGUAUCAAGAUUCUCCGCCACACUAUGAAGACUGUGUCCGUGAUGGAGCGCCGGGAAUGUACCUCCCAGAGGAUGACCCUCCGCCAUACUCCUUGACCGACCCAUGGCAAAGACAUGAUCUGACUCCCCAGAUCCCCGCUGAGCAGGAAUCCACCCGCCAGGAGACUGGGGGAUGCACGAGUGGUCCGGCGAAUGCCCCGGAGAGCCAGCAGGCAAUCUCGUCCAUUUCCUCCACCUCGCCUCCCGCGGAUCAGGCCCCCCCUUACGAGCGAGUGGUCCUGAGCGGGCGAGACGUGGCGCUCCCGCUAAUCCCACAGGCUGAACUGAAGGAUGGGGCGGGGGAAGGCAGAUCUCUCUCCCGCACUAUCGUGUGAGGGGAGCCUCUGGCACAUCAGGGGCACAGGUAGCACAGAGGCAGCACGGCGUGCCACCCACACCGACCUCAUCGCACCCCCACCCACCACCCCCACCCUCAACCAACCCCUAACCCUCACUCCCAUUGGCACAGGGAGCUUGAAGGUGGCUUGGCCAGUGUGUGAUUGGAGGGUGAGGGUACUGGGACUACCCCGUCAGUUUAAUCUGAGGGUGAAACCCACCAUCCAACGCAAGAGCUGCAGUUUGCUCCUGGAGGUUACGGCAAGGUCGUGGUUCUACCCCAGAGACCUGAGCGCAAAAACCUACCCUGAGCAGUACUGAGGGAGUGCCGCACUGUCAGAGGGUGAGCCAUUCAACUGAGGUCCCCUCUCAGAUCCCAUAGCACUGCUUAAAGAAGAGCAGGGAAGCUCUGCCCUGUGCCCUGGUUAAUAUUUCUCAUUAAAAUAAAUAAUCUGGUUGUUAGAUCACUGCUAUUUGUGGGAGCUUGCUGUGCACAAAUUAGCUGCCGCAUUUCCUACAACAAAGACCAAAAAGUACUUUAUUGGCUGUACUCUGAGAUGUUCUGAAGUUGUUGAGAUGCUAUAGAGGCAGGUCCUUCUAAUGACGUGUUUGAUAUAUACUCUCCUGUCUCACAUUGAUGUUUUGUGACAGCUCUGUCCACCUUCCCCUCGUGACAUCCCCAGUAUCACAGAAGAGUGGAAUUAUAAACGGACUUGGACCUUGCAUUGUAAUAUGUGCUGUACAUAGGGCAGAAUAAAAUACAAUUUGUGCAAA